AUGAAGGAAUCGGAUGAGUUUUUAGGAGAUGGUAAGUUCAAGAUCGGGGAAUUUUCACGUUUUACGGUUUAAUGGCUCGAAUAAUUCGUAAAAAACCGCUAAGUAUAGGGAAUUUUGACAUAAUUAAGUUGAAAAUUUAAAAAAAAACUUUUUUCUCAAAAUAAAAUAAUCUUAAUUAUUUUUUUACUUACUUACUUUAAUAGGUUUUCAGUCAAAAUUUUUUUUGAAACAGUUAAAUACUCAUUUACGUAAAAAUUUCCCUCUACUUAAAAAUUGCAGAAUAUGUGAUGUCGAAAUAUCUUCAAAACUUGACCGAAAAAGUUUUCGACAAAUAUGACGCCGAAGUGUCACCAUUCUCAAUUGGCGAAGAUUAUCAAUAUCCAGAACUUGUAGACCUAUUAUAUGAUGAAAACUACACAGCUGAUUCCUCACUUUUCAUCAAAAAAUGGAAAUACAGUAUUGGUGUGCAGCAACUGAAUUUAAUCGAUGUUGAUGAGCCAAAAGAGCAGAUGACUGUGAUAAUGGAAAUUGUGCAAUCGUGGCAUGAUGCGAGAUUAGAGUGGGAUAUUGAAGAGUAUGGCAAUAUUUCGCAAAUCACUACACGACUUGACAAAAUCUGGUCGUUGCCGUUUAUUGCGUAUGGUGCGAGUGAAGUUGUGGAGCAUCGGGACCAGAAUUAUCGGACAGCUCAGAUUUAUAAUCAAGGUCAGGUGAUGGUGCAUAUUCCGUUGCGGAUGACGACGAAGUGUAAGAUGUUGAUGAAUGAUUUUCCAUUUGACACGCAGAUUUGUGCGAUUCGUCUGGGAUUACCGUUACACAGCUCGCACACUUUUACGAUUAAAAUGAUAUUACCAAAUCAUCUGCUCAAUUCGUGUACACUGGUAUGUCAGGCUUGUUGAAAGACGUGAGGCCCACAGCGAAAAAAAAUUGUUUUGUUCAAAAACCUUCGCCACGGAACUUCAAUAAAAAAUUAUGCAUAUCCCUUUUUCGUCUGGCGCCUCUUCUGCACACACACGCUAAUUUUUACUCUCUCGUUUUCUCUCGCGUGAACUGCUCUCAAGCGUUCCACACGGAAACGAAAAAACAAUUUUUUUUUUCGCUGUGGGGCCGAAGCCUAUCUAUGUAACAAGUCAUAAGUUUAGGGUAACUCUGCUUGGGAUAUCAUAAAUGUCACUUAUGGACAAGAAAUGAUUCUAUCAGACGACACGAUGUUUGACCACGACAAACUCGCGGUAAUUAAACUACAUCUCAAAAGAAACCCAAUGUUCUACAUGUAUAUGAUUGUUCUGCCAACUUUCAUUAUAAAUUCAAUAUCGAUUGCUGGAGUUUUUCUAAAAAACGCGGAGAAAAUGGAUAAACUUACAGUUGGGCUAACUCAUAUUAUGACGAUGACUUUUAUUUUGACAUUGAUUGCUGAUAGAUUACCGAAAACUGAGAAGAUUCCACUACUGGGGAAAUAUAUCAUAUUUGGGUUGUGCACGAUGAUUGUAGCUAUGACUUUUUCAACAUAUUUGAAGAAAAUAUCGAGAUUUUUUGACGUACAUUUGGAACAUACUAGAAGUAGUUUUGGGUGAGUCAUUUUAUUUAACUCAACCUCUUAAUUUUUUGGAAAAAUUAGAACAUUUUUCCAUUCCAGUCAAAAACUACGUCGCUUCAUCGGCACACCACUUCGUGUAAUUUGUCUUAUCAUUUUCCAAGCUGUAAACUUGUUAGCCGGAUUAUAUCUACUUUAUCGAUUGAUGUGUUUCGAAUAUAAAUAUACUACCAGGAAGUGCUAUGAGGCAACACCAACUAUGGAUAUUAUUCCGGAAAUUUUUGCGAAUGGUUCAUACAAAGAACUUUGA
Caenorhabditis angaria is the source of this 1844-nucleotide messenger RNA. Lineage: Eukaryota; Metazoa; Nematoda; Chromadorea; Rhabditida; Rhabditidae. The record is from the annotation of a GenBank genome assembly.